AAACAAAAAGGACAUUUUGGAGGCGUAGUUCCCCAGCAUCUUUUGCUGGAUGGAAAAUUAUACUGCAAAGCAUGUACAACAUACACCUCAAUAAGUGACACUACUAUUUCUGGAUAUCCCCUAACUACCUUUUUUUUUUUCUUACUUUUUCCUGACAGUGACUAUUUAUUCAAGCUGCUCCUCAUUGGUGACUCUGGUGUUGGAAAGUCUUGCCUUCUUCUCCGAUUUGCAGAUGACACAUACACAGAAAGUUACAUUAGCACUAUUGGCGUGGACUUCAAAAUACGAACCAUAGAACUAGAUGGAAAGACCAUUAAACUUCAAAUUUGGGAUACGGCGGGUCAGGAGAGGUUUCGUACAAUCACAUCCAGCUACUACAGAGGUGCUCAUGGUAUCAUCGUAGUGUACGAUGUCACAGACCAGGAGUCCUUCAACAACGUCAAACAGUGGCUACAGGAGAUCGACCGCUAUGCCAGUGAAAAUGUCAACAAGCUUUUAGUUGGGAACAAGUGCGACCUGACAACAAAGAAGGUGGUGGAUUACACGACGGCAAAGGAGUUUGCAGACUCUCUGGGCAUCCCAUUUUUGGAAACCAGUGCCAAGAACGCCACCAACGUGGAGCAGGCCUUCAUGACCAUGGCCGCUGAGAUCAAGAAGAGGAUGGGCCCCGGGGCGACGGCUGGAGGAGGGGAGAAGGCCAACGUGAAGCUGACCCCUGGCACCACUGUCAAGCCCUCGUCAGGAGGAUGCUGCUGAGAGAUGAAACCACCCCCUCCAAACUCCACCUGCCACAAAGUACACAGGACAGGGGGACGACUUGGCUCACACGUCCCCGUGAGAACAAGAUGAAGUUGCCCGCAUUUGUACUGUACAUAGUAUAGCCGCACUACCAAAAACAAAUAAAGCAUCCUUCUUGUCAUACUGUCCAGUUUAUCGAUAGCUAAUUCUACAGAUAGACCAUCAUUCAACCCGUCCCACGACUACACCCCCACACCCCUUUAUCUCAGAUCUCUCAGAGACUACUCUUUUAUCUGGCCCUCUGAAUGCAGUUUUGUGAGAACAGUGUGUGUGUGAGAAUGUGUCUGUUUCUCUGCAUUCCUACAGGUAAAUUAGUUUCAUUAAGGUUUCUGUCUGUAUGCACCUUUUUUCUGUUGUUUCUCUUUUCCUUUCUGUGAUUUACAUUGCGGUUUGUGUCAGCAUGCGUCUGUCUGUCAGUCUGUCCCCAUUUGAAGGUGUUUUUUUUUAUUAUUUUUUUAUUGCUCAGUAACCUCCAACAGCAGUGUCUCACUGCAUCUAAAGUGCAACAGACUUGGAUGGGUGCGUGUGUUUGUAUAUGUGUGUGUAUGUAUGUGUAUGUGUAUAUAUACACACAUUCAUACACACACAUAAUUUGCCAUUUCUGUAGUGUUCAAUGCGUCAUUGGGCUUGUCUUAACUCUUUAUCUCUGCAUUACAUUCGUGGCUGAAGACAACUGUACGUUUGUUGCUCAACAUGUAACACUUGAACUGAAAAAUAAAUAUUGUACUACCAGACUGUAUGAAA
Messenger RNA from Anarrhichthys ocellatus (wolf-eel), 1542 nucleotides. RefSeq names its product ras-related protein ORAB-1-like. The transcript is spliced from 5 exons. The annotation marks the transcript as partial. The record is from RefSeq and is a predicted model, not a curated record. Gene Ontology annotation, molecular function: GTP binding; GTPase activity. Lineage: Eukaryota; Metazoa; Chordata; Actinopteri; Perciformes; Anarhichadidae.